CUUUUCACUGUCCCUCUAUCAUCAGAGAAUAAUUCUACAGCCCUACAAAAUGAGCUCCUAUCCCCCCGGAGUUCGCGUCGCCCAGGUAGUCGGCUUAACCGGCUCUGCCUGGCUAGCCGGAAACAUAACGGCCCUCAGCGUCAACGUCAUCCCCGCACUCCUAAAAUCCCACCACCAAGACGGCACGCCCCUGCUCACCACCCUCCGCCACUACCGCAACCUGUACGACAACGGACACGCGCAGAACCCGCCCAUCGCGGCCCUCACGGCCUCUGCGUUCGGAUACCUCGCGUAUGCAGUCCACAACGGCACCUCUGUGUCUGCGCUGUCGACGCGCGAGAGCGCCCUCUUGUAUGUGGCUUCGGCGGUGCUGACGAUUGGGAUCGUGCCGUGGACGAUUGUCGCGAUGACGGGGACGAAUCGGAAGUUGUUGGGGAGGGCGGAGGCGGGUGUUACGAUUGAGAAGGGGGACGAGAGGGAGGUGUUGGAGGGUUUGGAGCGCUGGGCGGUGUUGAAUGCUGUUCGGGGGGUUUUCCCACUGCUUGGGGGUGUGGUUGGUGUGGUGGCGGGCAUGGGGUGGCCGGUUCUUGCGUGAUCUGUUUUGGAUUGUUUGUUUGUUUGUUGGA
Aspergillus steynii IBT 23096 is the source of this 626-nucleotide messenger RNA. Its product is annotated as DUF1772 domain-containing protein. The record is from RefSeq and is a predicted model, not a curated record. The transcript is spliced from 2 exons. The coding region runs from base 50 to 595 and encodes 181 amino acids. NCBI's taxonomy places the organism in Eukaryota, Fungi, Ascomycota, Eurotiomycetes, Eurotiales, Aspergillaceae.